UCCGUCCCUAGCACGGACAGUGCCAUCGCCUCCUCACGCAAAUGGGCUACCCACCCUCACCUCGCCGGCUCUUCUGAAGACUUUGAAGACGCGAAGGACAUCCUCGCGCUCUUCCAAGAACACUUCGACAUCCCCAAGUCUCCCAUCACACCCGUCUUCCCCGCCGGCUCGCCCUUCUCGCGCGCGGCGACCCUGGGCAUCAACAAGCUCCACGGGCCGGCCGCUUGGAUCGACAAGUACUACCCCGUUAUGAACACGCCUGUGAACCACAGUCUCUCAGUACUUGGCGAGGACGGGGAGGCUGUCUGGGAGGCGGACCUCGAGGAGGAUGGCGACCCUGCGGACCCCGAGGCGUCGAAGUACAGGACGUCGGUUCUCGCGUGGCAUGGCCUGAGCAAGGACGGUGAGGUGGAGGGCGAGCUCAUCUAUGCGAACUACGGCAGGAAAGAGGACUACGACGCGAUCGUAGCUGCCGGUGGUGACCUCACGGGCAAGAUCGUCCUCGCGCGGUACGGCGCGAUCUUCCGCGGCGUCAAGAUACAACUUGCGCAGGAGUAUGGCGCCGUCGGCGUGCUCAUCUACUCCGACACCCGCGACGACGGCUCCGUAACCGUGGAGAACGGCUUCGAGGCGUACCCUGCCGGGCCCGCGCGCAACCCGACCUCUGUUCAGCGCGGUAGUGUGCAGUUCAUCUCCUCCUACCCCGGCGACCCGACUACACCAGGCAAGCCGGCGUAUCCCGAUGCGGAGCGAACGGAGGGGGCAAAUAUCCCCAAAAUUCCAAGCUUGCCGAUCUCGUGGGCGAACGCGCAGACGCUGCUGAAGGAGUUGGGGGAUAGUCUGGACGAAGCUAGGACGGUGAAUGGGAGAUCGAGCGUCCGGAAAGUAAAGUUGGUCAACCAUGUUGACGACAGAGUGAUCCCUAUCUACAACACGAUGGCCGCUAUCCCGGGACACAUCCGCAGCGAGACGGUCGUCCUUGGCUGCCACCGAGAUGCCUGGGUUAUGGGCGCAGUUGACCCGGUCUCUGGCACAGUCUCCCUGCACGAGAUCAUCCGCGGCUUCGGCGAACUCCUCAAGAACGGCUGGAAGCCCCUCCGUAACAUUGUCAUCGCGAGCUGGGAUGCUGAGGAGUACGGCCUCAUUGGUAGCACUGAGUGGGCGGAAGACUUCCCUGAUUGGAUCCAGAGCAAUGUCGUUGCAUAUCUUAACGUCGAUGUGUCCGUCAGCGGCUCCGCCUGGGGUGCAAGCGGCUCUCCCUCACUCGCCCACCUCAUUCGCGCCGCCGCCCAGGACGUCCCGCACCCCACCGUUGCCGGCAAAUCCCUGUGGGACUCCCGUGAUGACGAAGGUCCAUUCCUCGGCGCAGGCCUCGUCGACGCCGAGACGCUUGCCAUAUACGAGGCCGCGAAGAAGGCUAGGCUCGGGCCCAGUGACACCGGCGUUGGCCAGCUUGGCUCUGGCAGCGACUUCACGCCGUUCCUGCAGCGGCUAGGCAUCGCGAGCAUGGACCAGGGCUUUGGGCAAACUCUGGGUGACGCCCCUUACCACUAUCACUCGAUCUACGACUCGGAGAGGUGGAUAGAGCUGUAUGCCGACCCUGGGUUCCAUCGCCAUGUUGCGGUGGCGAAGCACAUGGGCCUCACGGCGAUUCGCUUGAUCGACUCGAUCAUUCUCCCGCUGAACACGACGCAGUACGCGUUCGAACUGGAUGUCUACCUUGACGACGUCGAGGAGAUCGCUGCGUCGCUGCACCUCGACACCUCCCCCAACUUCUCCGGCCUCCGCAGCUCGAUCGAGAGCCUCGAGUCUGCCGCGCUCGCGCUCGCGGACGAGCUCGUCGCUGCUGAGAAAGAGUUCAAGGACGCGCUCGCCGCCUUGCCCAAGCCCGGCAAGAAGGGCCACUGCAAACACGCCCACGGGCACCUCCCAGAGUGGCUCCGCAAAAUCCUGCAUAAGAUUCGGAAGCACUGGAAGCACACGCCCGGGAAGAAGGAGAAGAAGGCCCUGGAGCGCUUCGUGCGUGCGGCGAAGCGCGUGCAGGACGGCAACGCGAAGCUGCGGCUGUUCGAGCAGGGCUUCAUCUCGGAGGAGGGCAUUGCGGAGAGGGAGUGGUACAGGCACUUAGUUGUGGCUCCCGGGAAGUUCCUUGGGUAUGGCGCAACAACGUUGCCUGCUGUGACGGAGGCAUUGACUAUUGAGAAGAACAGCACCUUGGCUGAAAUUGAGGCCAGGAGGGUCUCGGACCUCCUUGAUAGCUUGUCGCAGACUAUCGCCGUGUAA
This is a messenger RNA of Rhodofomes roseus, 2283 nucleotides long. RefSeq names its product Zn-dependent exopeptidase. Gene Ontology annotation, molecular function: carboxypeptidase activity. The transcript is spliced from 6 exons. The annotation marks the transcript as partial. NCBI's taxonomy places the organism in Eukaryota, Fungi, Basidiomycota, Agaricomycetes, Polyporales, Fomitopsidaceae. The record is from RefSeq and is a predicted model, not a curated record.